CCCGCCCCGCCGGAGCCUGCGCGGGGCCGCGGCCGUGGCAGCUCCGCGAUGCCGCCUCCUCCUCCUCCGGAGCCCAUGCCCGGCUACGGGGAGCUGCUCCGCCGGGCUUACGGCAGCCUGGCCGCGGCCGCCCGGGGCUGCGAGGAUUGCGGCUGGGAGCUGGCUCGGCGUACCUGGGCGGAGAGCGCGCACCUGGGCUGGGCGGAGGUGCUGCUGUGCGGGAUCUGCGCGCUGGGCUGGACCGCGCUGCGCCGCGCCUGCUCCCGCCGCCUCUUUCGGCCCUUCGGGGAAUGGUGCAACCUGCAGCCCCGAGAUGCUGCCAAGAUGCCCGAGAGUGCCUGGAAGUUGUUUUUCUACUCGCUGUCCUGGUCGUACGGCGCUUACCUGCUGUUCGGCACCGACUAUCGCUUCUUCCACGACCCGCCCUCCGCCUUCCGCGGCUGGCGGCGGGGCAUGGCCGUGCCCGCGGACAUCGCCCUGGCCUACCUGCUGCAGGGCAGCUUCUACGGGCACGCGCUCUACGCCACCGCCUACAUGGACACCUGGCGCAAGGACUCGCUGGUGAUGCUGCUGCACCACCUGGUGGCGCUGGCGCUCAUCGCCGCCUCCUACGCCUUCAGGUACCACAACGUGGGCAUCCUGGUGCUGUUCCUGCACGACGUCAAUGACGUCCAGCUGGAGUUCACCAAGCUCAACGUUUACUUCAAGCACCGCGGGGGCGUCUACCACCGCCUGAACGACGUGGUGUCCAACGUGGGCUGCCUGGCCUUCAGCCUCAGCUGGUUCUGGUUCCGUCUCUACUGGUUUCCGCUCAAGGUUCUCUACGCCACGUGCCACUGCAGCCUGCAGGCCGUGCCCGACAUCCCCUUCUACUUCUUCUUCAACGCGCUGCUGCUGCUGCUCACCCUCAUGAACAUCUACUGGUUCCUGUACAUCGUGCUGUUCGUGGCCAAGCUGCUGCUGGGGCAGGUGCGGGAGGUGAACGACGUGCGGGAAUACGACGUGGAGGAGAGCAGGAAACCCGGCAAGGAGCCGGCCCUGAAGGAAGAGCUGCACCUCAAGAACGGCCUCGUGAAGGACAAGAGGUUGUGAGAGCUGCCAGGACCUGGCACUGCCCAGGACCCCGCAGAGAGGACAGAGAACUGCACCCCUGCCCCUCCAGCCCUGCCAGGACCUCGGGGCUGGGCUGCCCCCUGCCCCAGUUUGGCCCAGUUUGGCCCAGUUUGGCCCAGUUUGGCCAGCAGCCUGGUGGCUCUGCUGGCCCAGGUAGGAUCUGGGGCUGCCUUUGUGUCCCCUGGUGUUGCUCCACGUUCUCAGCUGUGAUUCCCCCCCGGGGUUCCUCCCUCUGCCCCUUCCCCAGCUGCUCCUGCAGGGUCCAGCCCCAAACUGGGCAGGGGGAGGGGAGCCCGAGGCCAGAUGUGCUCCAGCUGCCACCCUUGGGGGUGUCACUGUCACACCCCAGGGGCAGCCCUGCCUGGAAAUCCACCCCAGGAGCUCCAGCCCAGCCCUCUGGAGAAGGUUGGAUUUGCUCAAAAGACCCCAUGGAGAUCUUGGGGUGGCUUAAAAAGGGUCCUGCAGGUCCCUGUCACCAGGGAUGUCCCCAGAACUGUCCCCUUGAUGAAGGAAGAACAGAGAAUUCCUGCUCCUUGCUUGGAUUUCCAGGAAAAACAGAGAAUUCCUGUUCCUCUGGGUUGGAUUUCCAGGAAGAACAGAGAAUUCCUGCUCCUCAGUUGGAUUUCCAGGAAAAACAGAGAAUUCCUGCUCCUCUGGGUUGGAUUUCCAGGAAGAACAGAGAAUUCCUGCUCCUCUGGGUUGGAUUUCCAGGAAGAACAGAGAAUUCCUGCUGCUCUGGGUUGGAUUUCCAGGAAGAACAGAGAAUUCCUGCUCCUCUGGGUUGGAUUUCCAGGAAGAACAGAGAAUUCCUGCUGCUCUGGGCUCCUCAGACCCCGCUGUCCCCUCGUUGUCCCCUCGUUGUCCCCUCGUUGUCCCCUCGUUGUCCCCUCACUGUUCAGGGCGUUCAUUCCAGGUGUGAGGGUGAGAAUUUUUGGGAUUUUUCCUUUUCCCGGUGAUUCCCCUCCAAACUCGUGUCUGAGCCAGGGAAAGGCCCCGAAUGGGGCUGCUGGAAAUGUCCCCGAGCUGUGACAGCCCCUUGUCACUCUCCGUGGUUUCGGGGUGUCAGAGGAGCGUCCCAGUGCUGGAAUUCCUUGGGAAUUCCGUGGGAUUUGCAGGGCAGGAUGGGAACUGCUACCCCAGGAAGGGCCGGAGCAGAGCUGGGCUGACUUCGAGGGGUAAAACUGAAUUUUCCAUUGAGCUGGGUGGGGUUUAGGGGGGUGACAUCGAUGGGGGGGUGACAGCUCUGCUGUGAUGGCCGGGAAGGGACUUUGGGGACCUGGCUGAGGCAGGGAUUGGUGUUUUUGGGGCUGUGAGAAGCAGGACUUUGAUGGUUUGAUGAGCUGGAGGUUGAUGGCUUUAAGAGAAAAGUUGGACGCCGUGAUUGAGUUU
Oenanthe melanoleuca is the source of this 2502-nucleotide messenger RNA. RefSeq names its product ceramide synthase 1 (gene CERS1). The transcript has 7 exons. Bases 49 to 1092 code for a protein of 347 amino acids. Gene Ontology annotation, molecular function: sphingosine N-acyltransferase activity. The record is from RefSeq and is a predicted model, not a curated record. Lineage: Eukaryota; Metazoa; Chordata; Aves; Passeriformes; Muscicapidae. Gene Ontology annotation, cellular component: membrane. Gene Ontology annotation, biological process: ceramide biosynthetic process.